CGCCCGGAUCGCGCAGGGACAGCAUGGCCGAGACCGCUCCCGUCGCCGCUCCCGAUGUCGCCGCCGCCGCCCCGGCCCCGGCCAAGGCUCCCGCCGCCAAGAAGCCGAAGAAGGCGGCGAGCGGCUCUAAAGCCCGCAAGCCCGCGGGGCCCAGCGUCACCGAGCUGAUCACCAAGGCCGUGUCCGCCUCCAAGGAGCGCAAGGGGCUCUCCCUCGCCGCGCUCAAGAAGGCGCUGGCCGCCGGCGGCUACGAUGUGGAGAAAAGUAAUAGCCGUAUCAAGCUGGGCAUCAAGAGCCUCGUCAGCAAGGGCGUUUUGGUGCAGACCAAGGGCACCGGCGCCUCCGGCUCUUUCCGUCUCAGCAAGAAACCCGGAGAAGUCAAGGAAAAAGCUCCCAAGAAGAAAACUGCAGCAGCCAAGCCUAAGAAGCCGGCGGCCAAGAAGCCCGCCAGCGCUGCCAAAAAGCCCAAGAAGCCGGUGACAGCGAAAAAGAGCCCCAAGAAGGCAAAGAAACCGGCUGCCGCCGCAGCCAAGAAAGCAGCGAAGAGCCCCAAGAAAGCCACAAAGGCUGCGAAGCCCAAAAAAGCGGCGGCAGCAGCGAAGAGCCCGGCUAAGGCGAAGGCGGUGAAGCCCAAAGCAGCCAAGCCCAAGGCGGCCAAGCCGAAAGCAGCCAAGGCAAAGAAGGCAGCGCCCAAGAAAAAAUAAAGUGGUGCGGAAGAAGCCCUAU
Molecule: messenger RNA, 726 nt
Organism: Oenanthe melanoleuca
Lineage: Eukaryota; Metazoa; Chordata; Aves; Passeriformes; Muscicapidae
Product: histone H1.03
Exons: 1
Coding region: 24-704 (226 amino acids)
Biological process (GO): nucleosome assembly
Cellular component (GO): nucleosome
Molecular function (GO): DNA binding; structural constituent of chromatin
Source: RefSeq, a predicted model, not a curated record